CCCAUCCCCUCCUCACGCUACAGAGGACAGGGGAGGGCGUGGCGGCCAUCGGUCGCUGCCAACGGCGCCGUGGCGGCCAUCGCCCGGCCGACCCCGCUUAUAAGCCUCCCCCUUGCCCCGUGCCGAAACCCUAGCACGCCGUCAUCCUUCCCCCCCUCUCUCCCCCAUCGGCCCCCUCCUCUUCCUCUCUAAUUCGAGCUCAAAAGCUCCGCGGUGAUCGAGCUCAUUGCUGUCGUUACCGCGGCCACCAUCGAUGCCGUCACUCGGGAGCACGUCCAGAAGGUCCUCCACGGUCGUCUUCGUCCGUUCCGGGUGCCGCUUCAAGCUGGGGCACCGCGUAGCCAUCGCCAUGGUCGUCUUCCCCGCCUCGGCCGCCACUGCCUCGUCGUCGUCGCCGUCGAUCUACACAACCACGACCUCCUCGGCCUCCCCAACCACGCCGUCGCGCUCGCAUAGACUCCGAGACGGCCGCCGAUGCCGCUAUAAUCGACAACAUCGACGACGACCCUCCUUCUUGUCUGAGCAACUAGAUGUUGGAUCCCUGAAGCCAGAUGUCACCGCCGAUGGAUGCUACUGCGUGAAGACCGUCGACGUCCAGGAGUAGUUAGGAGGUCCCAGGCAGGAGGCCUCGCCUCUUCGAUCGUUGUUGCUUUUGUGCUAGCCUUCUUAAGGCAUCCUUGUUUAACUUAUGUCUGUACUCAGAUAUUGUUGCUUCCGCUGACUCUUGUGUAUCGAGAUAUGUAUUUCAGCCCUCGAUGCCCCUGGCUUGUAAUAUAAAGCUUGUAUUAUUUUGAUUUG
Molecule: messenger RNA, 798 nt
Organism: Triticum dicoccoides
Lineage: Eukaryota; Viridiplantae; Streptophyta; Magnoliopsida; Poales; Poaceae
Exons: 3
Coding region: 254-604 (116 amino acids)
Source: RefSeq, a predicted model, not a curated record